AUGGCCAGCAACAACGACGUCGCAGCUCUGCUUGAGGAGGUGCCGUUUAAGAACUAUCCACCUUGGGUGGUUCAAAAACUCCGCCCACAAGCUGUUGACUUGAUUCGCAGAGUUCACAAAUGGGUGGAAAACGAAUGUAUACCGGCAGAGCCGAUCCUGAAGGCUCAGUUGGCUCAGGGAAAGUCGCGAUGGGUCACGCCUCCUCUGAUCUAUGAACUUCGGAAGAAGGCCAAAGCCCAGGGCCUAUUCAACAUAUUCCUUCCCAACCACUUCAAGGAAUCCCCGGGAUUGACGAAUCUGGAAUACAGCUGCUGUGCGGAGCUGAUGGGACGAGUGUACUGGGCAGCGCAAACCAUGAACUGCCAUGCUCCGGACACCGGUAACAUGGAGCUACUUGCCAAAUACUGCAGUGAGGAGCAGAAACAGAAGUGGCUGAAACCACUGAUGGACGGAGAGGCCUUCUCGGCUUACUCCAUGACCGAGCCAGACGUCGCUAGCAGUGAUGCUACGAACAUCUCAUGCCGCCUCACGCUGGACAAGUCGACAAAUGAGUAUGUCAUCAAUGGCAGAAAGCUGUAUGGCAACGUGCUGUGGAACGACGAAGUCAAAUUCCACAUCCUCAUGGCAUGUAGCGAUCCCGGAAAUCCUAACCCCUGGCGUCGACACACGAUGAUUAUUGUGCCGCGAGACACGCCUGGCCACAGGCAGGUUCGCAAUCUGAGUAUCAUGGGUUACGAUCAUGCUCCCGAUGGACAUGGAGAGUAUAUCUACGAAAACGCUCGCGUUCCAGCAGAAAAUGUGAUUUGGGGCGAAGGUCGGGCUUUUGAUAUUGCUCAAGGUCGCCUAGGCCCCGGUAGAAUUCACCACUGCAUGCGUCUCGUUGGCCAGGCAGAGCGAGCCUAUGAGUUUGCUUUGUUGCGGUGUAUGGAUGAGCGCAAGAAGCCAAGAGGCAGGUUGAUCGGCUCUUUCGACAGCAACAUAGAAAGAAUUGCCCAAAUGAGGCUGGAGAUCGACUCGAUGAAGCUGGUAGUCAUGAAUGCUGCUGAUACAAUGGAUAUCAGGGGGAACAAGGCAGGAAGAUAUGUCAUCGCCCAGUCAAAGAUAAUGGUCCCGGAAAAGCUGGCGGCGGUGAUUGAUGAUUGUAUGCAGAUGUAUGGCGGUCAAGGGCUUACUCAGCACACGCCACUGCCAGAGAUGUGGACAUACGCUAGGUUUGUGCGACUGGCAGAUGGGCCCGAUGCUGCUCAUCGACAUCAGGUCGGGCGUGAUCAACUAAAGGCUGCCAAGAAGGAGAAUUUGGUCAGCAAGUAUGAAGGUUAUCGAGACCGUGAACGCGAUCUGCGGAAGUUGUGGAAGAUGGAAGGGCUAGACGACGAGUUUGACUGGGAGUACAUACCGUUGGCGUCAAGCAGCAAGUUGUAA
Messenger RNA from Cyphellophora attinorum, 1422 nucleotides. Its product is annotated as Acyl-CoA dehydrogenase family member 10. Bases 1 to 1422 code for a protein of 473 amino acids. Gene Ontology annotation, molecular function: flavin adenine dinucleotide binding; oxidoreductase activity, acting on the CH-CH group of donors. The transcript is spliced from 2 exons. The record is from RefSeq and is a predicted model, not a curated record. NCBI's taxonomy places the organism in Eukaryota, Fungi, Ascomycota, Eurotiomycetes, Chaetothyriales, Cyphellophoraceae.